AGUCAUCCGGCUCGCGGGGACACGAGCUCUGUCCAGCGGGAGGAACGAGCCGUCACACCGCGCCGCGGCUCCGGGAUGACAAAGGCCCAGUGAAGCGGGGAGAGAUGUCGCAGAGGAAGAUAUUCCUGGUCUUCGUCGCCAUCAGCACCGUCAGUCUCCUGCUGCACCAUGGGGGCCACUUGAACUGGACCAUGGAGGCCUUCCAUCUGGGUUGUCCCGCCCUCCGCUCCCACCCGGCCCCGGGCCUGAAACCCAAGCACGCCAACGUGGCCUUCCUCAAGACCCACAAGACGGCCAGCACCACCAUGCAGAACCUGCUCUUCCGCUUCGCGGAGCGCAACAACCUCACGGUGGCGUUGCCCGUGCAGGCCUGCGGUCACCAGUUCUGCUACCCGCGCUCCUUCACGUCUCACUUCGUCCACCCGCAGACGCUGCCGCCCAACAUCGUCACCAGCCACAUGCGCUUCAACAAGGCCGAGAUGCAGCGCCUGAUGCCCAACGACACCAUCUACGUCACGAUCCUGAGAGAGCCGGGCUCCAUGUUUGAGUCCUUGUUCAGCUACUACAACCAGUACUGCCAGAGCUUCAAGAGGGUCCCCAAUGGCUCCUUGGAGGCUUUCCUCGAGGAGCCGUGGCGCUACUACCGGCCCGAUGAGAAGGACUCCAUGUACGCACGCAACACCUUGACCUUCGACUUGGGCGGAGACAAGGACCGCCCGGCAACAGACGUGGCGUAUGCGCGAGGCUUUCUGGCGGAGGUGGACAGAGUUUACUCCCUGGUGAUGAUCGCCGAGUACUUCGACGAGUCGCUGGUUCUCCUCCGGCAUCUCCUCUCUUGGGACCUGGACGACAUCCUGUACGUUAAACUCAACAUGCGGACGCCGAGCUCAAAGAGGAGCCUGACGCCGGGCCUCGCUUCAAAGAUCCGCUCCUGGAAUUCCGUGGACGCGCGCCUCUACGACCACUUCAACGCCUCCUUGUGGCGCCAGCUGUCCGUGCUGGGUGCGGCGUGCGUGGCGAGGGAGGUGAAGCUCCUUCAGCGAGCCCAGGGGAGGCUGAUGAAAAGCUGCUUCGGCGGGCGGAUGCCGCUUCAACGAUCAGCCGCGCAAAUACAAAAUAAAGAUCUCCGUCCCUGGCAGCCCAGUGGAAAAGUUGACAUCGUGGGCUACGACCUCCCGGUAAAUCUCAGCCGUGGCUUCUCCAGCCAGGCCCAGGAGCUCUGCCUCAAGCUCAUCAUGCCUGAAGUCCAGUACACGAGGGUGCUGCUACGUACCCAAUCGCUGCGAUACCGCCGAGGCUACCAGCUACGCCCUGCGCAGCAGUCGCAUCCCAUCCAGCAGCCCAUACACACAACCCUGCCUCGGCAUCUUCAGGUGCAACGCCCUGCAUCAGGGACGGGGUCCACCGCCACCUCAAAGCCCGCUGCGGGAACUUAAGGUCGGACCACGGAGUUAGAGUAAGUCCUCACAGACCCAGGCCUCGCGGAUUCAAAAGCAUACACUGGAGUGCCCAAAAGACCGCAUAGUCCUCCCCAUCCUGACCCGCGAGACAUGCUUCAGCUGGUAGUGGGUGUUGGAAACAAGGGUCUCUUUGGGAAAGAGGCUGGGUUUUUCUUGUACCAAUGUCUCUCUUAUCCUCCCCAGUUCGGGGUCAAAGUAAAUGAGGGGAAAGAGGAGGGUAAGGUGGUCGGCCGUAUCUGGACUUGAACUUGAAUCUCUCCCCUCUCUGAUCUGUGAAACAGCAUCGGGGUUGGCAGACACGAGGGCGGGAGAACUCUACACUGGUAGCCGGCUCGAUUGCACACCUCCGCGCGCCCGGCAACAGCGGUCGGGAGAGGGUUUUCGGUGAAAGUGGUGCUUUGAAGAAAAUCUGUUAUAUGCGCCCGAGACUCAAUAGGGAAGUGGCGAUAUCGGGGCCUAUUGUGAGGUACAGAGUAGGCAUUGUGUGCAUCACACUGGUCUAGUAUCAUGUUACUUGCUUUCAUUCUGUUUCCCAAGCCCUCUCUCGCUCACUCUCCCUUACAUAUGCCACUUUAAGUCCUUGAGAGAGACAUAAUGACAUAGAAGGAUCAGCUGUCAGCCAUCCAAAGAGCCUCCUAAGAGGCCGGACAGACAUUGAGAUCACCUCCGACCAUUAAUACAACAGCACAAUCAACUCUUCUCCUUCUCUUCUUCUUCUUCUUCUGCUCUUACAAAGGAAUAGAGCAAAGAGGUUUUAGAAGAGCGUAUACAGAGGGAAAGCCUAAAGACUUGGAUGCUCAUCUUGGCCAACCAUUAUCUCUACGACUCACACAGAGUGUCUCUUUGGCUUUUUCGACCUCUCCGAUUUCCUCCCUGCAUCCAUCUCCCCGUCUUUCAUCCCCACUGCUACCCUACUGGUUUGGCUCUAGAACCAAAGAGCAGCGCUGACAUCUUGUUUUUCUUCACCUUUGAUUUCGGUCUCAUCUCGGACCUCCAGCUGAGAUCGCAUCUCGCAGCUCGGAGACGAUCUAGGUCGCCAGGCCUACUUCAUAUAUGUGAAAGGCAUCGGUUUAGGAACCUACACACCACACUGGCACAAACAAAAAGGUAAAACAACUGGACUUGAGGCCCGUUGGGUCGCGUUACUUGAAUGUUUGAUCGUCUCCUCCCACCGACGUACAGCUGCUCAUUCUGGAACGAGGAAGCACGGCGAGGACGAGGCGAGGCAUCGAUGGUUUGGGUUUGCCUGCGAUCUGAAAACGCCACCAACUUAUCUCCGCCGCGGUCCCUUUUUAAUCCAUUCUGCUCAUAUUUAAUGUGUCGUUUGUGUUAUUUUAUUCCUCCGGUGAUCAGCAGGACACUGCUAAGUAACUGGGGGUUGGAGGAAGGUGUAUUUAUGUGUGUGUGUGUGUGUGUGUCAGAGCCAGUAAGGGUCUCUCUCUCUUUCUCUCUCUGUUUCAUGUUGUAUUUUUUUCCCCAAGGCCAGGCAAGUUGCCAUGGCAACAAAGAGAAAUAAUGUGUGCGAAGGGUUUAUUAAAACUAUGUAUUAUUUAUUAUCGGGAUUUAAAGAGACCCAUUACUGUAUUUGAAAUGUUUUAGUUUUUUUUCGUGAAUCACUGGAUAAAAAAAAGCUUCACAUGCUCCUGCAUCCCCCCUCCCUCCUCCCCCUUCAGGUGGAACAAGUCACGAUAUAAAAGAUUAAUUCUGUACUUUGUUUUACAUAAUGCAAAACUACAAAGACCACGUCUGAAAACCGCCCACUGUAACAAGUGGAGUGGCUUUAAAAUGAAUCUUUCAUUCGGCGGUGCGUGAGUGCUCAACCACACGGAGCGUUUCUGCGGUUGCAGUCGGUCUCACUGAACGGAGCGAUGAGGGAAAACACACAAACCGCCAGGAAUCAAGAGGAGCAGCGGGUGGAGCGGCCACGAGGUGGAGAGGAGAAACUGUUUUGACUGUGAAUACAUGAAUUCAAAGUGUGCUUGUACGUGAACCUCCGAGCUUUGAAAGCUUCGAGAUGCACAGCACAAUUUUAUUUAUUAACAGCUUUUGAAAUGUCUUCAGAUAUGUGUGAUAUUUCUUAAAGGUACAUUACAUACACUGCAAAGAAAAAAUCACUUUAAAGGAUGAGGCUGGAGUUUUUUUCUGUAUUUUGUUUUUACUGUUAACAAAUCCCAGGAAAAAAGACAUACAAUGAGUAAGUGACCCCCCCCCCCCCCCAACACACACACACAAACACAGACUGGAUUAACUCUCUUUGCCAUAAUAAUGGAACGUGUACACUUUCGUGUGUUUUAAAUGUGUUUUUGGAUGGUUUCAUUGUUGUUUUUUGUCUUUUCAUGGGAUUUGUUGACAACAUGAAAUCAGAUUACUGAUGAACUAUGUUUUGAUAAUUAUGAAUUCAGCUGCUAUAUGUAAAAUAAAGCAUUUUCGCUUUGAGUUAAAGUCCUGAACUGCUUCAACCUGCUGCAAAAAUAACAAUAAUAAAACACUGGAUUUGUGUUUGUCGCUAAUUAACAUUGGCGGAGACCCAAAGUGUUGUUUUGUUUGUUUUCGUGCGAUAAUUUAUUCCAGAAUGUGUCUGUAUUCAUGUAAUUUGGUACACUUUGGAGACGCGUUGGCACGCCACUUGAUUUGUAAGCGUAAGGUGGAGUUCAGGUACCGUCGGCACAUUCCCGUGGUGGUUUGUAUACGAGUAAAAGCAAAUAAACGAUCAAAAUGGGAUUUGGGAAAAUUACAUUUCUCUGAAAGGGAACCAGAUGAAAAAUAUGUUUUUAUUUCCCCUCAACGAUUCAAUUACGACCCGUCUCUCUCCGUGGCUGUGAAUCUCUCUAAGUGCUUGUUUUGAUUGUUUUCGCCCGGCUUGUGUGAGAGUGUCAGUAAUGGUCACACCGCCGUGUCUAGAAACGAGAUUUUUAUCUUUGAAAGACGAGGAGCCGCGAUGAAACAGAAUGCUGAAAUCUAACCAUCUUCACAUUCGAUGCCCCCUUUUCGCUCCUGUUCCCUGUUAAACUGGAGAAUUAAACUUCUUUUCUCGCGGCGUCGGGUGAAUAUUUAUAUGUUUUGCGGGGAAGUGAACGAGACGGGUUCAUUGGCAUCGACGAUUAUCUGACUGUAUUUUCCAUCAUUGCCUCUUAGGAACUGCACAUCUUUCUGUUUAAGGACUGAUCUGUGAGCUGUGAAGAAUGAGACAGCCCCCCUAUAUCCCCCUUCCCCAUUUUAUGUGAAUGGGCGUGAAUAUUUGGGUGUGUGAUGGGGCUCUGAGCAAAUGGCUAACGACAAUCACAGCUAGGGGCCCAGAAAGCUUUGUAAUGAUGGACGGUGAGCGUGACGAAUAAAGUUUGAUUGAUUUGAACUCA
This is a messenger RNA of Pseudoliparis swirei, 4816 nucleotides long. It is a transcript of the gene gal3st3, whose product is annotated as galactose-3-O-sulfotransferase 3. Gene Ontology annotation, cellular component: membrane. The transcript has 3 exons. NCBI's taxonomy places the organism in Eukaryota, Metazoa, Chordata, Actinopteri, Perciformes, Liparidae. Bases 105 to 1436 code for a protein of 443 amino acids. Gene Ontology annotation, molecular function: galactosylceramide sulfotransferase activity. The record is from RefSeq and is a predicted model, not a curated record. Gene Ontology annotation, biological process: glycolipid biosynthetic process.